Messenger RNA from Quercus robur (English oak), 3249 nucleotides. RefSeq lists its product as uncharacterized. The transcript has 19 exons. Gene Ontology annotation, cellular component: Golgi apparatus; endoplasmic reticulum. The record is from RefSeq and is a predicted model, not a curated record. NCBI's taxonomy places the organism in Eukaryota, Viridiplantae, Streptophyta, Magnoliopsida, Fagales, Fagaceae. Bases 167 to 3100 code for a protein of 977 amino acids.
UUUGAACGGUGGACCAGACGUUAAAAACGACACCAAAUUCAGAUCGUUUCGUGUCCAAUAAAUUCAUCCAUAUCUAUAUAGAAGAUAUACUAGUAUUUUCCUACUUUCCACUAGCUUUCUCUUCGUCUCUCUCUCCUUCGUUUCCAAACCGCUUAGUUUGACAACCAUGAGAAUGCGAAUGGGAUGGGGAAACACAUACAGAAGACGCAUGAGAGUAUUCACAAUGGCUGUAGUAAUAUACCUAGACUACAAGGCUUUACAGCAAAGAGAGAAAUGGGCUAGCAGUGCUAAAAAAUCUGCUUUAUGGGAAAAAGCUCAUGAGCGCAAUGCUAGGCGUGUGCACAAUUUGAUAAUAGAGUUGGAAGGUUUGUGGGUGAAAUUUGGACAGUAUUUAUCAACACGUGCAGAUGUGCUUCCUGAGGCGUAUAUAUCACGUCUCAAGCAGUUACAAGACUCCCUUCCUCCUCGUCCCUUGCAAGAGGUUUGUCGGACUAUCGAGACAGAGCUGGGAAAAUCAAUGGAUGAUCUUUUUUCAGAUUUUGUCAAAGUUCCUUUGGCAACAGCAUCAAUAGCACAAGUCCAUCGUGCAACUCUGCUUGAUGGGCAGGAGGUAGUUGUUAAAGUUCAACAUGAGGGCAUCAAGACAAUCAUAUUGGAGGAUUUGAAGAAUGCAAAGGCAAUUGUUGACUGGAUAGCUUGGGCAGAGCCACAGUAUGAUUUUAAUCCUAUGAUAGAUGAAUGGUGCAAAGAAGCUCCCAAAGAACUUGACUUCAAUCAUGAAGCUGAGAAUACUAGGACAGUAUCUAGAAAUCUACGCUGCAAAAAUACUGGACAUGAUGAUAACACAAAUGCCAAUCGAGUGGAUGUUUUGAUUCCAGAUGUUAUUCAGUCAGCGGAAAAAGUCCUUAUUUUAGAGUAUAUGGAUGGCAUUCGUUUGAAUGACUUGGACGCACUGGAAGCAUUUGGUGUUGACAAAAAAAAGCUUGUUGAAGAAAUUACACGUGCAUAUGCCCACCAAAUUUAUGUUGAUGGGUUUUUUAAUGGUGAUCCUCAUCCUGGAAACUUUCUUGUGAGCAAGGAACCUCCUCAUCGUCCAAUUUUGCUCGAUUUUGGGCUGACAAAAAAACUAUCAAUUUCUGUCAAGCAAGCACUGGCUAAAAUGUUUCUGGCAUCUGCUGAGGGGGACCACGCAGCUCUUUUGUCUGCUUUUUCAGAAAUGGGACUUAAGUUGCGCCUGGAUAUGCCAGAACAGGCAAUGGAGGUAACAACUGUAUUCUUUCGAACUUCAACGUCAGCAAAAGAAUCUCUUGAAACAAUUAAAUCAUUGAACGAGAAAAGAACAAAAAACAUGAAGGUCAUACAAGAAAGGAUGAAACUCAAACCAAAAGAAGUUAAACGCUUUAAUCCUGUUGAUGCAUUUCCUGGAGACAUUGUAAUCUUUUCACGGGUCCUUAAUCUUCUAAGAGGGCUUUCUUCCUUGAUGAAUGUUCGCAUAGUAUAUCUAGAUAUCAUGAGGCCAUUUGCAGAAUCUGUUUUGCAAGGAAAUAUUAGUAGGGGACCAAGAGUUAAUGAUCAGUGGAUCUAUGACACACCUGUCCAUUCUGAUGUGGAGGCCAAGUUAAGACAGUUCCUAGUUGAGCUGGGGAAUAAUGAUAAAAUACUUGGAAUACAGGUAUGUGCCUACAAAGAUGGAGAAGUUAUAAUCGACACUGCUGCUGGAAUGCUUGGUAGAUAUGAUCCUCGUCCAGUGCAGCCUGAUAGCCUUUUUCCUGUUUUCUCUGCAACAAAGGCUAUCACAGCGGGAAUGCUACAUUGGCUGGUUGACAAAGGAAAGCUGACGCUCGAGGAAAAUGUGGCAAAUAUUUGGCCGGAAUUUGGAUCAAAUAGGAAAGAUCUCAUCAAGGUCCAUCAUGUGCUUAACCAUACAUCUGGUCUUCAUAAUGCUUUAUCAGACCUCCUUAGAGAAAAUCCUUUACAAAUGUCUGAUUGGGAUGAAUGUUUGAAUCGCAUUGCUGUGUCAGUACCUGAGUCUGAACCUGGCCAGGAGCAGUUGUAUCAUUAUAUUUCUUAUGGCUGGCUAUGUGGUGGCAUUAUUGAGCAUGCAUCUGGGAAGAAAUUUCAGGAGAUUCUUGAAGAAUCAUUCAUUCAUCCCCUUCAAAUUGAAGGCGAGUUAUACAUUGGAAUUCCUCCAGGUGUGGAAUCUCGACUUGCAACACUUACACUUGAUAAAGAUGAUUUUCAGAAGCUCUCAGGGAUCAGCAAUCGUCCUGACAUGCCCUCCACGUUCCAGCCUGGUGAUAUUUCCCAAGUCAUAACCACCCUGCCUGUUGUAUUUAACAUGCUCAACAUUCGUCGUGCCAUCAUACCUGCUGCUAAUGGACAUUGCUCAGCCCGUGCACUGGCACGGUACUAUGCAGCCCUAGCUGAUGGUGGUAUGGUACCCCGGCCCCAUUCCUCUUCUUCCAAACCACCACUUGGCAGUCACCCACACAUCCCCAAAUUCUCUUCUUCCCAAAAUGUCAGCAAGAGGCGGAAAGGUUGCAAAUCCAAGGAGGAAUCUGCUGUUUCAAUUAACAGAACUAAUGAAUCUGAAGAGAUACCGAAUUACAGUGAUGUUAGCCAUCGUAGAAAUACCAGCGGUGAUGGUUCUACUAAGCUUGUCAAUGAUAGCAGCAAUAGCAAUAGCAAUAGAAUUAGUAUGACUGACAGCAGUGAAGACAGUAAUCCUCAAAACAAUUCUGUUGUUAGGAUUUUUAGCAAUCCUAGAAUUCAUGAGGCAUUCUUGGGUGUUGGUGAAUAUGAAAAUCUCGCUUUGCCAAAUAGUGCUUUUGGCUUAGGGUUCAGGAGGACUAAAUCUAAGGAGGGGUCCCUUCUUGGCUUUGGGCACUCGGGAAUGGGCGGAUCAACUGGCUUUGCUGACAUGAAUAAUAGGUUUGCUAUUGCUGUGACCCUGAACAAAAUGUCUAUUGGCUCUGUAACUGGAAACAUCAUUAAUUUUGUUUGUUCAGAGUUGAAUAUUCCGGUGCCAGCUGAAUUCUCAAGAUUCAGUGAGAUGGGAGCCGAUGCAGAGUCGAGUUUUGGGAGACCUUUGAUUAAUUGAGAAUGGGAAAACUUUAUCCCUUUUAGAAAAUUGUAACCGGUAAUUGUAACCUGUACCAUAUACAUUGAUAUUUAAACAUUAAAAACUCUUUUCGACUCUUACUAAGUUAUAUACCAAAGGAAAAUAUAGAUUUUAUAGUGUUCUUGAUA